Molecule: messenger RNA, 913 nt
Organism: Vombatus ursinus (common wombat)
Lineage: Eukaryota; Metazoa; Chordata; Mammalia; Diprotodontia; Vombatidae
Gene: DKKL1
Product: dickkopf like acrosomal protein 1
Exons: 5
Coding region: 99-833 (244 amino acids)
Source: RefSeq, a predicted model, not a curated record
CGCACUGAGUCGGGUCUGAGGGAGCAAAGGCUUAGGGGCAGAAGCCGACUGGGUCCUAGAGAAAGCGGAGUGAGGCAGUGACAGGGCCCCGCCCCGCCAUGUGGCCGCAGCCCCUGCUGCUGCUGUUCCUGCUCUUGGCAACUACCCCCGAGGACCAAGCUGCACCCAUCUCGGUCCUUGAGCAUGCCCACGGACACAACCAUGCCCCCGGGGGUCCCGACACUUCCGAGAGUCCGGAGAUGGGUUCCAUGGGCCUGCUGGGCAUCCACAACCUCCUCCACAACCUAAACCGCCUCUUCUUUCGGGACGAUCUGUUUCGGAGCAUGGACAGCUUCAUGACACCUUCGGUGGACUUUAGGAACCUUCCCCCCAAUUACCACAAUGAAGACCAGAAACAACACCGCUUGAGUAAUGGCACUAUCUAUAGCCACCACCAGAUAGACAAGGUGACUGAUAAUCGGACUGGAGAUAUGAUGUUUUCGGAGAAGGUGGUGGCUGAAAUUGAGCCUUCAGAAGGGAAUGUGGAGGAUGACUGGAAGGAACCUGAAGAUGAAGAAAAUGAACCAGCCCAGCCUCUCCGCAGCAGCGGACUGAGCAGCCCCCAUGUUGAAACCCAGCCCAGAGUGUCUUUCUGGAUCGUCAGGCUGCCCCAUCGGCUGGCCCGGGCCGACAGCCGGCCUGGGAACCGCUGGCUCAGUGAGAAGCGUCACAGGCUUCAGGCUAUUCGGGAUGGGCUUCGGGAGGGAGCCCACGAGGAAGCCCUCUUACGUGUCCACCCUGUGCCUCGCAGGGCCCGUUUUCUCUAUCUCCUAAGGCCCCCUCGGCAGCUUUAGGCUACGGGGCUAGCCAAGAGGCAGGCUGAGGGCAGUAGCAGAGAUGAGAGGUGAGGAUGCCUGCAGGCAUCAGCCCCUCA